AGUGAAGUAAGACUCUUUUUUCCUCUCUUGUUUUAGGUUGGCGGUGUUCUGUUCGUGUGGUUGUUGAAGGCCUUAGUUUUUCCUAUUGAUGUUUAAGUGUAGCGGAGAUAGUAGCCCUUUGAUUCCUUGGAAUCCAUGUAGUUGGAAUCUGUUGUUGUAUAUGGCGCAAAAUUCUGACUUUUUCUUACCUUCAUGGUACACAAUCUUCUGCAUCGUUACAAGAAAGAUGUUUUAUUUGAUUGUGAUGCGCUUCUGAGUUCUGAUCAGGGCAUUCAGAUUUCUUUUUAGGAUUAGAGGAUAUAACAUGAUUAGCUAAGCGCUUUUUAUGUUAAAACAUACCCUGCUCCUGUUUGUUUUUGCUGCACUUCAUCAACAAAACAAAAAAACUACAAUGCAUAAUAUAGGUGUGUUCUUGAGGUGGUAAAAAAUUAAGUAGCAAUUGAAAUCUGUUUUCGUGGCUACCGCUUGUCUUUGUUUCUGUACAUUCACUGGAUAAGUUUUUGUGUUAUUUGCUUUCUGCGCCAACAAAGUAAAAGGUAGUGGCAGGAACAGGUUUGCAGCUUCGAUCAUACCGAAGUUUUCGUAACCCUUUGACAAGAAUUUCUAGCCAAGGUCUAUGGUAAAGACGUAAAUGGCUUUGUAGAGACUCUUCUUUUGUAGUCGCUGUAGGCAUUCUUACAAAUGUUGGAGUUUUCACUUACCUGUAAGCUGUAACGAGAGUCUGCAAGAAGAUGCCAUAGCUAUUCAACCAAUGCACAGGUUGAUAGUCGUCGGAAAAUCAAAGCCAUGCCAACAAUACCAGAGUGUUGGUCAACGGUCAACGUGUACAUGGAGAUCUCCGUCUUUGUUGGAGAAGAUGAGAUCUAUAUGUUGUUGGAUCCGACAGCUGCAUUUCUCAACAAUGGCAAUCGUUUCUUCAAUCAUGCCCACUUCAGUGGAUCCUUCUUCCUCAGGAGUCUGUGUUUUUCACAAUACGUCGAAGAUCUUUGGUAACAAUGCAAAUCAGUUGCCGACCUAUCUUAGACUUUCUACCUCGUCAAGAAGACAUGCCAAGUUGAGGCUAGCGGCUUCGAUUUCAAAGGGGCCACUUAAGCUUACGCGCGAAGAAAAACACCAGGAUCAUGUGGCUUCACCAGAGAAAGGACACGACGUCUUUGAAGAAAUCAAGCAUCGGUUCCUGACCUUUAAGAAAGACAAAUACAUGGGUAAUUUGGAGAGGUUUCAGAGUCUAGCCAAGAGCCAAUCCCCAAAGUUUAUGGUGAUAGCUUGUGCAGAUUCAAGGGUUUGCCCUUCAGAAAUAUUGGGGUUCCAACCAGGAGAAGCAUUUACCGUUCGUAACAUUGCAAAUAUUGUACCCACUUACGAGAGUGGUCCAUCCGAAACGAAGGCCGCACUGGAAUUUGCUGUAAAUUCUCUCCAAGUGGAGAACAUUCUUGUGGUCGGGCAUAGUCGAUGUGGAGGCAUCCGUGCAUUAAUGACCAUGGAUGAUGAUGAAACAGAAGAAGACAUAGACUCGAGGAGCUUCAUCAAAAACUGGGUGGUUAUUGGGAAACCCGCAAGAUCAAUCUCGAAAUCAGCUGCUUCAGAACUCAGCUUUGACCAACAAUGUCAGCAUUGUGAAAAGGAAUCUGUGAGCUGCUCGCUGCAGAAUCUAUUGUCGUAUCCAUGGAUAGAAGAGAGAGUGAAUAAGGGGACUUUAACAAUCCAUGGUGGUUACUACGAUUUCACUGAGUGCACGUUCGAGAAAUGGACGGUGGAUUAUAAGGAAAGAAGCUGCGUCGAGAGGACACUCGCGGUUAAGGAUCGGUCCAUCUGGAGUUGAACGAAUUUGGUUUGUUGGAGACAGGACUGAUCAGAGUAAAGAUUGAGUUUGGUUCGGUUUGAGUUUUAAAAUUUCUGUUGGUUUGGUUCGAUUCCAUUGUUAUAUGCUCAUACUUGUUUUUGUUUUCUACGGUUUGUACCUCACUUUGCUAAGCUCGCUGCGCUGAACCAAAAAAUUAAUUGAAUAACUUUUGUUAGAUCAUAUGAACCUUUUUCAAAUAUAUA
Molecule: messenger RNA, 2046 nt
Organism: Brassica rapa (field mustard)
Lineage: Eukaryota; Viridiplantae; Streptophyta; Magnoliopsida; Brassicales; Brassicaceae
Product: beta carbonic anhydrase 5, chloroplastic
Biological process (GO): carbon utilization
Molecular function (GO): carbonate dehydratase activity; zinc ion binding
Source: RefSeq, a predicted model, not a curated record